This is a messenger RNA of Adineta ricciae, 963 nucleotides long. NCBI's taxonomy places the organism in Eukaryota, Metazoa, Rotifera, Eurotatoria, Adinetida, Adinetidae. The record is from the annotation of a GenBank genome assembly.
AUGGAAUUUCCAUUUGAUAUAAAUCAAGUUUUACCUCUUGAAUUGACAAUAAUCAAUGGAGAUUAUCGAGUUCUCAAUCCAGGUGAAUCUAUUCGAAUACUUGCUCUGGAAAAACUUACGUCGAUUAUUGAUGCAAUGGGUGACGCUUCAUUUAAAGCACAGGGAUUAUACGGUCCGAUAACCACAGCACGUAAAUUACGCAUGUCCGAUCAUCAUUUAUAUAUCAUAAAGAAAUCCGACGAUAACAACAACAAGGGUUCAGUUGUUGGCAUUUUAAAAGUUGGCCCAAAACAUCUGUAUAUUUACGACACGAAUGGUCAAGUAUACGAACGAACGCCAUUGUGUGUCCUAGACUUUUAUGUUCAUGAAAGCAAACAGAGAUUAGGAUAUGGUAAAAAAUUAUUCGACACUAUGCUCAGUUUUGAAAAAUGUGUUCCACACGAACUACCGGUGGAUCGUCCAUCGAACAAAUGUUUAGCAUUUCUUCAUAAACAUUACAAUCUCUCCUCACCUAUCCAUCUGGUUAACAACUUUGUUGUUUAUCAAGGAUUUUUCACUCAAUCAGUCGAUGCAAAUUCCAAAGAGAAAAGCUCGUCUCUCAAAGAGCCAGUUCAAUCAUCUACAUCUUGGUUAGUACCCUCACAAAGACAACACUCAUCAAGUCAAGAGAGAAAUGAACGUUUGAAAAGACUCGUUGAUGAAAAUCGCUUGUUCGAUAAACGUGAACCAGUAUCAUACUAUUCGACAUCCUAUGACCGGCACUUCAAUCAAAAUGCAGCUGUACAAGAAAUAAAACAUAAUGCUCAAUCAGCAAAAUACACUCCUCGCUCAUAUUCUCAAGUGUUUAACCAAAACCAUUCGAACCAACACACAUCACUAACGAAAUCCACUACGAAUCAAUCUCAACAACGAACAACGAACUCUUCCUCAUCUACUUGGAGAAUUUUCGGUAUACCUCAGUGA